Sinocyclocheilus rhinocerous is the source of this 1182-nucleotide messenger RNA. Its product is annotated as ketimine reductase mu-crystallin-like. The record is from RefSeq and is a predicted model, not a curated record. The transcript has 8 exons. Gene Ontology annotation, molecular function: thyroid hormone binding. Gene Ontology annotation, cellular component: cytoplasm. Bases 47 to 985 code for a protein of 312 amino acids. NCBI's taxonomy places the organism in Eukaryota, Metazoa, Chordata, Actinopteri, Cypriniformes, Cyprinidae. Gene Ontology annotation, biological process: thyroid hormone metabolic process.
GAAGUCUCAAGACAGUCAGACAGACAGAUAGACGGGUGAAACAGCUAUGAGCGAGUCUGCCGUUUCAUUAAACAAACAUGAGGUCGAGCGUUUGCUCACUUACGAUGAUCUGAUUCCCAGACUGGAGUCUGUCAUGGGAAAGUUUUCUAAACGGGGCAGUUCAGAAAUAAUCCAGCCUGUGAGGUCUGUGGUCCUUAUACAACAACACAGUGGGUUUUUGGGCGUGAUGCCUGCAUAUUUGCCCGCUGAGGGCAUUUUAUGCACUAAAAUGGUGACUUUCUACCAACGUGAAGAGGGCUCCAGUGUACCAUCAACUCGAGCCACAGUGUUGCUGUUUCAUCCCGAGCAUGGCCAUGUGACAGCGAUCAUGGAUGGGGAGGCCAUCACAGCCAAACGAACCGCAGCAGUAUCAGCCAUAUCAGCUAAACUGUUCAAGCCAGCUCUUUCAGAGGUGUUGUGCAUCCUUGGUUCAGGACAACAGGCUAGAAGCCACUAUGAUGUCUUUACAAAGCUCUUCAAGUUCAAAGAGGUCCGUGUGUGGAGCAGAAGGAAAGAAAUGGCUCAACGGUUUGUUACUGAUCUCCAAGGCCCUGUAACAGUUUGUUCUUCAGUGAAAGAGGCGGUGAUAGGAGCUGAUGUAAUAGUGACUGCCACAGGUGCAAGUCAGCCGAUACUCUUUGGCGAGUGGGUCAAACCAGGUGCACACAUAGCAGCGGUGGGCGCUUGUCGGCCAGACUGGAGGGAGCUGGAUGAUGUUUUGAUGAGAGAGGCUGUGGUGUACGUGGACUGCAGAGAGGGGGCGACAGCAGAGUCAGGAGACAUCAUUCUGUCUGGAGCUGAAGUUUUCUCGGAGCUCGGAGAAGUUAUAAAUGGAUCUUUUCCUGCUCAGCGUGAGAAGACUACGGUAUUCAAGUCACUGGGAAUGGGGAUACAAGAUGCCGUCUCAGCAAAACUUGUGCUGGAGAAGUGGAACAGCGAACACUGAAGAACCAAACAGCACAGCUUCCUCCACUCAUUGCACAAUUGUCUUGUCUGCCAUGAGGGCGGCAUCUUUACCCUGAUCAUUGAUUAUGAGAGCAAACUGCUCUCAUGCUUGUAAAGAUUAAUCGGUAAAUUACUUUUAGUCUGCAAAAAAUAGCCACACUAAUUGCAAUCAUCACUUUUUUUUUUUUUUACACAUUU